Molecule: messenger RNA, 435 nt
Organism: Rotaria sp. Silwood2
Lineage: Eukaryota; Metazoa; Rotifera; Eurotatoria; Philodinida; Philodinidae
Source: the annotation of a GenBank genome assembly
AUGGAACUACUUUCUGAACGAGAAAUAAUUAUAGCUAUUCUUUCAACUGGUCCCGUUGGUCUAGGUGAUGUGAUUAAUUAUACUGAUAGUACACCUAAUAAACAUAAUAGUUCAUCAUUUUGUCUUUGGUAUGUAUCACCUCUAUGGCAAUCUAAUGAUGUAAAUAAUACAAAAUAUACUCUCUUGGAUGAAUCAAAUAAAUGGACCGUUGUUAGUCGACAACGUUUCACUUCGAUAAAUAUUAAUGUAGAAAAAAUUCAAACAACUAUUAUUUUAGAAAGUUCAGCGACUGAGACUGUCGAAUUAUUAGUCUAUCAUUCAGCAAUUAAUGUUCUCAGUCUAAUAUGUUUUUUUUUCUCAUCUGUUACUCAUCAAGCACAAAUGAUUUUUACACCAUCAAGAGUUACUUGUUCUAUGGCAAAUGAAAAUGAUUAA